AUGCAUUUUUGGAUAGACAAACGUUCUCCACAAUGUGGUUUUGGACGAUCACGUGUGGCUGCCUCAUUGUCGGGAGCUGGCGGUGGCGCCGGGGUAAGUUUUGGUCAUCCGCCGCGGAGAACAAAUAAAUCCACAGCGGCGGUACAUCGUCAGCAGCAGCAGCAACAACAGCAUCAUCAGCAGGCGGCCCAAUAUCAUCAACAUGCCGGUGGAGGAGGAGGUGGCACAGUUAAUGCUGCAAAUUCUCCACAUUAUGCCGGUGCCAGUGGUAGUGGCGGCAGCACUUCUCAUCAGCAUUCCCAAAACAAUAAUAACAAUAGCCAUAAUCCCGCUGGCGGAUUAACUGUACCAACCCAUAUGUCUUCUUCGUCGUCGAAUAAUCGCAAUCAUGCUUCCCGAACUAGCGCCAAUGCUCAUCACUAUUACAACAAUAAUCGAGGACAUGGACAGUCAGGACAUCAUGGCAGCAGCAGCAUUACUACAACUAACACAACAGGGGUCAGCACACCAACAACGGCAAUUAGUGGGGCAGCAGUGGGAACCGCAGGUUCCACAGUCACAGCCACAUCAUCAUCACCAGCAAUAAUUAAUUCUAGCAAUAAUAACCAUGUCAACAGCAGCAGCAGCACCACCACAAAUGUCACCAACAUUGUCACUUCGCCCACGGGUAAUAAUUCCAAUUGCACCACCUCUUCAACGGCAGCCUAUGUUACAUAUAGUCCAUCGGCUGUAGGUCACAUCAGUAGUCAGCAUCAUUUGCAACAACAACAACAACAGCAGCAUCAGCAACAAAAUCCCUAUCAACAGCAACGUUAUCGUCAUCCACAGUUUGGUAAUAUGUCGGUAAGGACAUAUCCCGCAGCGGGAACGGGCCAUCAACAGCUAUCCCAGCUACAACAACAAUCAACUGCUGCUAAUACCAAUGUUGUUCUUCAGCACCACCAUCAUCAUCAGCAGCAGCCACCAUUAACUGUGGAUUCUGGAUUGAAUCCAAUACCGGAAGCAUCAUCAGUUCAGCAUCAAAGUCCGAUUCAAACUGCCAAUAUAACCGCUGAACUGUAUCAAUCAUCACCGCGAGUUGUAACGGUAUUUCCACGACCAGUUUAUGCCGGCAAUACCAAUAAUCCGAACAGCAGCAGCAGCGGUAACAACAACACCACCACCAGCAACACUGCAAAUCCACGACGCCGCAAUGUCACACGAUCCAUUGAAAGUGUCGGCUUGCAGUUUCUUCCGUUACACCUGAAAUGUGGCAUUUUUGCUUCUCUGGUCCUGGCAAUAGCCUUUAUUGUCGGCAUUAAAGUCUACUUCAAUAAUCAUGGCACGAAGUUUGAAGUUGGCCUCUUUUGGUUACUGACCGCCACCUUUGUUUUCGCUUUCUGUUUUGUAUCGAUUUGUAAAGUGCCGAGUAUAUUGUUCGCCGCCUCAUCGGCUUCAUCACGUUCGGGAUCGCGGGAUCAAACGGCAGCGGUACGUGAUCGUUGUAGUAUGGAUGAUGCAGCACGUGGUUCUGUGGUCAAUUCCAUAGAUGAUGUGGUGCUCAGUAGUCUACAGGAAUUUCAGCAGCAGGAAAUUUUGGAACAACAAAUGUCACAAGCUGUACAGGCCCAGCAACAGGCAGCGGGACCACCACCAUAUCACAUAGCCAUUUUGCUGCCUGCGGAAUCAAAGGCGAAAGAAGAUAUUGAACAGAUUGAAGAAUCACCACCACCGUCCUAUGAUAAGAUCUUGAUAUAA
Molecule: messenger RNA, 1737 nt
Organism: Musca vetustissima
Lineage: Eukaryota; Metazoa; Arthropoda; Insecta; Diptera; Muscidae
Product: transcription factor mef2A
Exons: 2
Coding region: 1-1737 (578 amino acids)
Biological process (GO): regulation of transcription by RNA polymerase II
Cellular component (GO): mediator complex
Molecular function (GO): transcription coactivator activity
Source: RefSeq, a predicted model, not a curated record